Aphis gossypii (cotton aphid) is the source of this 8873-nucleotide messenger RNA. It is a transcript of the gene crb, whose product is annotated as protein crumbs. Gene Ontology annotation, biological process: establishment or maintenance of epithelial cell apical/basal polarity; heterophilic cell-cell adhesion. Lineage: Eukaryota; Metazoa; Arthropoda; Insecta; Hemiptera; Aphididae. Gene Ontology annotation, cellular component: plasma membrane; protein-containing complex. The coding region runs from base 128 to 7060 and encodes 2310 amino acids. Gene Ontology annotation, molecular function: calcium ion binding. The record is from RefSeq and is a predicted model, not a curated record. The transcript has 38 exons.
CGUCCACUGUUGCUGCUGUGUACCAGAACAUCGUAGCACACACUCCAGCGACACGUACAACAACAGUUAUUACGACGUCGUGUACGAUCAAACUAUGCUACGUCUGUGUAAACACUGAAGAAAUACAAUGCGGUCUAUUAUUUUAAUCGUAAAUGUAUUUAUACAUUUGAUAUGCACAAACACUCAGAGGCCUGGAGGCGCAUAUUAUAGAGAAGGAUAUUUCAAUAGUUCAUCAUGGUUAAAUUUAUUUCCUCCCAUUUCAUUGUACAAACACAUAGGAUUCAGCUUUAGGACAUGUUCUGGAGGACAAAUAUUCUCACAAAUACAAGACUUGCCUUAUACUCAAAUUUCAGUGGAUGUUUUUCAUGAUGGCUUGUUAUUCACUACAUUUCUCCAAAACAAACAUUUUGAAUCUAAAAUCCAGGGGAAUUUUUUUGAUAAUUCUUGGCAUAAUUUUAAUAUGAUUUAUAAGCUUGGAGAAUUAACAAUUUCUAUUGAUGGCUCACAACAAGUUAUCGCAAAUUCAACAUUUAAUUCAGAAAUCUUAAAUUCUGAAAUUACUACUGACCAAUCUAGAUUAAGAGUAGGAGGUGGUUUUGAAGGUUGUUUAUUAGAAGGCCCAAAUUUUAUUUUUAAUUCAUCAUUAAAUCAAGCUUAUAAAGUUGUUUGGGGAAAUUGUCCUUUAAAAAAUCAGUCAUGCACGGAUAUCGAUUACUGUUUUCAUGCUCCUUGUAUGAUGCAUGGAGUAUGUGUUCCUAGGCAAAAUAAAUACCAUUGUAUCUGUCAUCCUAGAUAUUCUGGAAAUAAUUGUGAAAUCGAUAAUGGAUCUCCAUGUUUAAAAAAUAAUAAUCGUUGUAUACAUGGUCUAUGUGAAGAAAUAAAAUAUGGUGAAGAUUUUAUAUGCCAUUGUGAUCAAGGAUUUACUGGUAAAUUUUGUGAAAUCGAAUUAUCUGCACAUGUUUGUGAUAAUAAUCCAUGUAGAAAUAAUGGUACAUGUAAAUUAACACCAGGAGGAAAAAGUUAUGAAUGUAGUUGUGCACCAGGAUUUAAAGGAGAUGACUGUGAAAUAAAUAUUAAUGAAUGUUUGUCAAGUCCUUGUCAACACGGAGGUAUAUGUAUUGACGGUGUAAAUAAUUAUACAUGUGCUUGUAGUAAAACUGGGUAUAAAGGAAUAAAUUGUGAAACAAAUAUUAAUGAGUGUGAAAUAAAUCCAUGUUUCAAUCAUGGUGUUUGUUUUGAUAACUAUGGAAGUUAUACUUGCCAGUGCCAAUCGGGAUUUGGAGGAAUCAAUUGUGAAAUAGAUUUAAAUGAAUGUAUAUCAAAUCCUUGUCAAAAUGGUGGCCAAUGUAGAGAUAAAGUUGGAGCAUAUGAAUGUCGUUGUGCUCUAGGUUUUGUCGGUAGAAAUUGUGAAAUUGAUGUGGACGAUUGUGAAACUGCUGUAUGUCCAAUAAACUCAAUUUGUGUUGAUGGUGUAGCAUCACAUUCAUGUCAUUGUAAAUCAGGAUUUACCGGUAUUCCUCCUAAUUGCACUGAAAUAACAGUCUGUAGUAGCCAUCCUUGUCAAAAUGGAGGUUCAUGUGGUGUAUUGCCAAAUGGCCAAUUUAAUUGUUCAUGUACAUCAGGAUACACAGGCGCUUUUUGUGAGCAUGGUAUUAUAGUGGCUCGUUCGCAUGCUGAUGAUGGUUGUAAGAUCACACCUUGUAUGAAUUCUGGCACAUGUAUAUCCCAAGGAUCUAAUUAUGAAUGUAAAUGUCCUACUGGCUUUACUGGUCGAAAUUGUGAAAUGACUAUGACUAUAAAAUGUAAUUCAGACCCUUGUCAGCAUUUUGUGUCUUGUCAUGAUUAUGCUGGUGGGUACUAUUGUGAAUGUGAACCUGGUUGGUCUGGGCAACAAUGUAAUCAACGUGAUCCUGGUCAUGCUUGCAGUCCAAACACUUGUACUCAUGGUGGGACUUGCAUUCCAUUAGGAGGACAAGCUGAUAGUUUUCGUUGUGAUUGUCCCCCAGGUUUUACUGGUCAGACAUGUCAAAUAGAUAUUGAUGAGUGUAUGUCUAAUCCAUGUUUAAACGGUGGAAUAUGUCAUGAUCUUAUUAAUGGUUUUCGGUGUAACUGUACCGAUAACUAUAUGGGUGCUUACUGUCAAUUACCAUAUGAUGCUUGUACUAAAAAUCCUAGCCCUUGUUUGAAUAAUGGUACUUGUUUACAUAAGACUUCCUCACUUAAAGAUUAUUACUGCAAGUGUUCUCCAGGAUUUGAAGGUAAAAAUUGUGAAGUAAAUAUCAAUGAAUGUUUAAUGGGAACUUGUCCAAUUGGAAAAGUUUGCAUUGAUGGUAUUAAUACUUAUGAGUGCAAAUGUCCUGAAGGAUAUACAGGAGAAAAUUGUUCAAAGUUAUUAAACGAUUGUCGAGAUCGUGUUUGUAAAAAUAACUCUACUUGUACAGAAAGUUCUGAUGGUUAUACUUGUCAUUGCACACCCGGUUUUACAGGUAUAAAUUGUGAUCAAGAUAUAAACGAAUGUGAGGUCAACAAAGAAGUAUGCAACUAUGGAAUUUGUGUUAAUACUAAUGGGAGUUAUCAAUGUUUUUGCCGUCCAGGAUUUUCUGGUGACAAUUGUGAUGUAGAUUUUGAUGAAUGUUUGUCACAACCUUGUUAUAAUGGUGCUACAUGUGAGAAUAAAAUUAAUGGUUUUAAUUGUAUUUGUCCUCCAGGGUAUUCUGGUAAAGUUUGUAAUAUUGAUGUCGAUGAAUGUAACUCAAAUCCUUGUUUUAACGGUGCUACUUGUAUUGAUAAUAUUGCAUCUUUUUCAUGUUCUUGUCCGAUUGGCUUUACUGGAAAGCUCUGCGAAACAGAUAUUGAUGACUGUGAAUCUUCUCCGUGUCAAAAUAUGGGCUUAUGUAUUGACAGACUUAACAGUUAUGAUUGUAAUUGUACUAAUACAGGAUUUGAAGGAAAUCACUGUGAGUUGAAUAUAAAUGAUUGUAUACAUAACCUAUGUGAGAAUAAUGGCACGUGUAUAGAUGGAAUAAAAGACUAUUCUUGCAAGUGUUAUGCUGGUUAUACAGGAAAAAAUUGUGAAGUUGAUAUAAAUGAAUGUGAAAGUAAUCCUUGCCAAUUUGGGGGCACUUGUCUUGAACACUCUAAUAUAUCAUUAUACAAUCAAAAAGAUAACAAUAACUUAUCAGCAAUAUUUCAACAAGAGUUCAAUUAUGCUACGGCUAAUGGAUUUGAAUGUUUAUGUUUACCUGGUACAACGGGUAUUAAAUGUGAAAUUGAUAUUAAUGAAUGUGAAAGCAGUCCAUGUCUUUUUGGUCAAUGUGAAAAUAGAAUUGGUGGUUAUAUAUGUACAUGUGAAGAUGGUUAUGAAGGCGUAUAUUGUGAAAUUGACAUUAAUGAAUGUGAAAGAUUCAAACCUUGUGAUCAUGGCACUUGCAUUGAUCGCCGUGCUGGUUACUAUUGUGAUUGUAUACCAAAGUAUGGUGGUAAAAAUUGUUCUGUUGAAUUAUUUGGAUGUCAGGGUCCACAACCAUGUUUAAACAAUGGAACUUGUAGACCAUAUUUGUUUGAUGAGACUGAACAUCGCUAUAAUUGUACUUGUCCAUAUGGAUUUCAUGGUCAUAUAUGUGAUAAAACAACUACUAUGUCACUAACUGGUGAGUCUCGUAUUGUGGUCAACACCACUAGAGAUGAAGGCUAUGACAUAUCAUUUAGAUUUAAAACAACAUUACCAAAUGGUCUAUUAGCAAUUGGUGGUGGAUCUACAUUUUACAUAUUAGAAUUGGUUAAAGGCCGUUUGAAUUUGCAUUCAAGUUUGUUAAAUAAGUGGGAAGGAGUAUUUAUUGGUUCUGAACUUAACAACAGCCAAUGGCAAAAGGUUUUUGUUGCUAUUAAUUCAUCACAUUUAGUAUUGUCUGCAAAUGAAGAACAAACUAUUUACCCUAUUAGUUUAAAUGAAGGAGCUAAUCCUACACAUACUAGUUUCCCUACUACAUAUGUUGGUGGAACUAUUUCAAAUUUGAGGCUUUUACCUCACGGACCUCCAUUCUUUAUUGGCUGUAUUGAGAAUCUGCUUAUAAAUGGACAAUGGGUUUUACCAGAUGAUAAAGUAGGUUCAACUAUAGGUUUAACUAAUGUUGAUAUUGGAUGUCAAAGAGAUGACCAAUGCUUUCCCAAUCCAUGUCAUAAUAUUGGUCAUUGUACUGAUUUAUGGAAAACAUUCAGUUGUACAUGUGAAAGACCAUAUCUUGGAAAUACUUGUCAAUACAGUUUCCCAGCUGCAACAUUUGGUCAUGAAAAUAUCACUAAUAGUCUUGUCACAGUAAACGUAUAUGCUGUUGCCAAACGAGCUGUUAGAAAUAUUGUGGAUAUAUCAAUGUUUAUUCGAACACGUCAAACACGAGGAGCUAUAUUUUAUUUAGGAUCUAUGCCAGGAAUGGUUACAUUUUCUGAAGAAACUCAUAUUGCAGCUGAACUUGAAGGUGGUGAACUAUUAGUUAGAAUACAAUUUAAUGCCACUCCUGAAUCAUACACUGUUGGAGGGGUAAAACUAGAUGAUGGACAUGACCAUUUAAUACAAGUUGUUCGUAAUAUAACAUUAGUUCAAGUAAAAAUCAAUGGAACAGAAUAUUUUAGAAAAACUAUAAGUGCAACAGGUCAACUUGAUGUCCAAGUUUUAUACUUGGGAGGUUUUCCAUCUUCUAAACCAUCAAGGCGUGAUUUAUCAGACCCAUUAAUUGUUAUGGAUAACAUUUUACCUCGUCCUAAUACUAUAGAACGACAUAUUCGUCAAACAACAGCUGAUAAGUUUGAUGGAAUACCUCAUUUUAAAGGAAUAAUUCAAGAUGUACAGAUAAGCAAUGGAUCUCAAAUAAUGGUUGUUGAGUUUUAUCCAUUAGGAAUUGAAAAUAAAGACUUAGUUGUACCAAAAGCAUUUGGUAGUGUAUCAUUUAAUCGAAAUGAAAUUGCACAAGGUGUUUUGUCUGAUAAUACAUGCCGUUCAGAACCUUGUCAUAAUGAUGGAGUAUGUUCAGUAACCUGGAAUGAUUUUACAUGUAAAUGUCCAUUGGGUUAUAAAGGAAAACAGUGUCAAGAAAUGGAAUUUUGCCAACUUCAAGAUUGUCCUUUGGGCAGUGAAUGCAGAAAUUUAAAUCAUGGAUAUGAAUGUGUUGCCAAUAUUACAUUAGAUAGUCGAAAUACUACUGAGCCACUUUUACAGUACAGCUUUAUUAAAGGACAACAGGUUAUUCCAUUAACUCAUAUUGAAGUCAGUUAUCGAACUAGAACUGGUGGAACAAUCAUGUAUGUAUCCAACAAGAAAAAAAUCAGUGAUUCUGAGUUUACGUUCUUCACUAUGAUUGCUUAUAAAGAUCGGUUUAUAAUUGCAUGGAAAUUGGAAAAAGAUAGUUCCAUUAGUACUAAACAAGUGCACAAAGACUAUUUAGAUUCCGAGUGGACAACUAUUGUUUUCAAAUUAGCUGAUAAUAAAAUUCAAGGUGGUUUGGUUGGUGCGAUAGAUGACACAAAUCAGUUCCUUAUUGCUGGAAAUUUCUCAUUAUCCAACUGGAUUGAUUUAAUUACAUCAAAUACCAUACUUAUAGGAAGAGGAGAACGCUAUCAUGAUAUAAUAGGAAAUAAUGUUGAACAUGCGACAUAUUUGACUGAUGCAGAUACAAAUUCAUUAGAUAUAGUUGAUUCUGACUCAAAAUUGAAUUUUGAAGAUGCAAUGCAACAUGAUGUACCUUCUGUGGGAGGAUUUUAUAAGGGUUGUCUUGGAGAAAUAAGAAUUGGUGGUUUGUUGUUACCUUAUUUUACACCAUCUCAACUUAAUACCAACAAUCAAACCGAUCAUUUUGUGAUGUUAUCACAUAAUUCAAUCAUUGAACAUUUUGAUUUAGAUUGUUUGCUUUGCUAUGACUCUGAAUGUAAAAAUGAUGGAAGAUGUAAAGAAGCUACUGAGUCCUAUGUUUGUGAAUGUCAACCUGGUUAUGAAGCUGACGACUGCUCUGUAAAUAUUAAUGAGUGCUUGUCUAAUCAAUGUAAAAAUGGAGCAGAGUGCAUUGAUGGAAUUGCCAAUUAUACAUGUCAUUGUAAUGCUGGUUGGACAGGCACAUUCUGUGAAAUUGAUAUUAAUGAAUGUGAAUCCAGCCCAUGCCACAACAAUGGUAUUUGUAUCGAUCAGUUAGGUAAAUUUGAAUGUAAUUGUACAGAUGACUAUGAAGGAGUAACGUGUGAACAAUUAAAGCUUAUUACUUGUGAUAAUCUACCAUGUAAAAAUGGUGCUGAUUGUUUUAAAAUUCCAGAUCAAUUUGGUAAUAAUUAUACCUGCUCAUGUUUAGAGGGAUUUUCAGGCUCAACUUGUGACACAGCAUUCUGUGAUAUUAAUGAGUGUCAGAAUAAUGGUUUAUGUAAAAAAGAGGAAUCUCCUUUCUGUGAAUGUCCAGUGGGCUUUAAAGGACAUCUUUGUGAGCAAAAUAUUGAUGAUUGUUUGGAUAAUGGCAAUCAACAAAAAUGUCAGCACGGUGGACAAUGUAUUGAUGGUAUUAAUGAAUUUACUUGUAAUUGUACAGAAACUGGAUAUACAGGCGAUGAUUGCAGUAUUGAUAUUGAUGAAUGUUUCGAUCUUAAUAUACAAUGUGGUCACCGUGGAGAAUGCAAGAACACACCAGGUUCUUUUAUUUGUCUAUGUGAAAAAGGAUAUUGUGGACAUCUUUGUGAUUUGAAUAAUCCUUGUUUACUGGAAAAUCCUUGUCAAAAUGGAGGUUUUUGCCAAGAACAUUGCACUGAUGUAAUAGUCUAUGAAUGUCAGUGUGCCAAUGGUUAUGUUGGACAAAAUUGUACUGAGUUGCCUAUCAUUCAUAACUAUGCAGAUAUAGCAUUAAUUGUUGGUCCAAUAUUACUUAUUCUACUUAUUGGUGGAAUGGGCAGUUUGCUUGUACUAUUAAUGAUGGCACGAAAAAAAAGAGCCACACGAGGUACUUAUAGCCCAAGUUGUCAAGAGUAUUGCAAUCCUAGAGUUGAAUUAGACAAUGUUCUGAAACCACCACCGGAAGAACGACUUAUCUAAUUAUUAUUUUAUUUUUUUUUUAAACUAUUUUAAGAACAAUUAUUCAAUAAGUUAUAAUAUUUUAUACAUUUUAACAGUUUAUGAAUUUUAUUUUAACUAUAUUAAUGAUCUCUUUAUUUUUGUUUAGCGGCCAUUUUGUACACUUCAUUAAAUUCAUCAUACAUUUUAUGAUUUUUAUUUAAAUUAUAAUUUUUCCAAUAUUCUGUUUCUACUUAUGUAUAUUUAACAAAUUAGUUGAUUAUCAUCCAACUUAAUGCAAUGAAGUUUUUUUUUUAUUUAUACUUAUUUAAUAGUAUAAAAUUUUUUUUAUAUCAAUUCUUAUAAACAAUUAUUGAUGAUUUAUAAUAGAAAAAGUAUUACAUUGAUUAAGCUUAUUUAGGAUAAUUCAAGUUUCAUAGAUUUCAGUUCCAUACCCAUUAAUGAAACUAUAUUAAAAUAUAUUUUCAUUUAAAAAAUAUAUAGUUUAAUAGUUUUGUACAGUAUUUUUAAAAAUAAUUCUGUUAUAUAAUAAUGAUGCACUUUGAAUUGAGACAUUUAAUAUAUAUAUAUAUAUAUAUUGAUUUUAAAUAUUUAAACUUCAAAAGUUGGAACAAAGUAUUUACUUACUGGUUUUUGUAAUUUUUAUAUUAUUAUUAUGCACUACUAAAUAUUAUUUUUUUAUGUUAGAUGUAUUUAAAUUGAAUAACUUAUUUUUAAGUAGAUGGUGUAUUUAUUUACAAUUUGUAUUUCAACUAAAACAGAUCAAUUUUUUUAAACUUUAUUUUAUUUUAAUUAUAGUCUGGUAGUUACUUCCAUAAAUAUUAAUUUGUAUUAUAAUUUUUGAAUGAACAUUUUCAGCUCUCUUUAAUAAUUAUUAUGUAACCAUCUUUAUUUUUAUUGAUUUAUUUUCAUCCUAUUUAUUGUAAGAAACAUAAAGUAUAAAGCAAUCUGAUGUAUUGAGCAUCAUAAAAUAUUAAAUUGUAUCUCUUAACUGAUAUUGCAUUUGUAUGGUGUUCAAUAUUAAUUGGUCUUUUUAUUAUAAAAAGAGAGCUUGCCCAUAAACUUUUUUUUACAUUAUGUUAUAUGCUUACUUAAUAGUGUUAAUCAUAUUUUUGUGAUAUAAUCCGUGAAACUAUACAUUGUAUUUAAUUGUAUUUUUAGGGUUUAAUUAUUCCGUCCACAGUUAAUUGUGUAACAACAGGGUAGUUGUAAAAUUUAUAUAAUCCCAUACACUUUUUGAACAGAUUUAAUUUUUUGAUACACACAAAUUAAAAAGGUAUAAAGUAGAUUGUAAUGUUAAAAACAAUUGUGUGCCCUCAACAUUCAGUAACCUGUAAAGAUUAGUAUGAAAUAUAUUUAUUUGUAUUGUAUUAUAUUUAUUGUUUGCUAUUUUGUGGUAUUUCUGAUUUCUUUAACCCCUCUUAAUAGUGUUGAAUUAAAUUAAAUCUGUUUGAAAAAUGUGUGUUACAUAUUUAAUAAUAUGUUAUAUUUCAAACAAUAUACUUGGUGUAAGUGUAUGUAUUAUUUUUUUUUUUGGUGAAACUACACUCACUAUAAAUGUGCAGUGUGUACCCAUUGUAUAUUUUUUAUCAGUAUUAUAUGCCAUUUUAUGAAAAUCAAUUAAACACAAUUAUUUUUAUCAAAUUAUAAUUUUUUUAUAUUCUUGAAAUAUUUUUGGAAUAAAUUGUGUUUAAUAUUAUUUUGUAUUAAUUUGGCAACGUUUAAAGUAAUAUUCAUAUUUUAAAAUUGGUUUUUUUUUCAAUCAUUUAAUUACCACUAUCAGUGUAUACAAUUUUUAUGUAAAAUAAACAUUUCAAAUAAUAAUCAUGUAAAA